UGCUGGAUGGUUGGUGAGUUUAUUUUAGGAACUGCAGCCAUGAAUGAAGAAAAUAUGGAUGGAGCAAAUGGAUGCAGUAAAGUUCGAACUGGUAUUCAAAAUGAAGCAGCAUUGCUCGCUUUGAUGGAAAAGACUGGUUACAACAUGGUUCAAGAAAAUGGACAAAGGAAAUUUGGUGGUCCUCCUCCAGAUUGGGAAGGUCCACCUCCACCUAGAGGCUGUGAAGUUUUUGUAGGAAAAAUACCUCGUGAUAUUUAUGAAGAUGAGUUAGUUCCUGUAUUUGAAAGAGCUGGGAAGAUAUAUGAAUUUCGACUUAUGAUGGAAUUUAGUGGUGAAAAUAGAGGUUAUGCUUUUGUGAUGUACACUAUGAAAGAAGAAGCCCAGUUGGCCAUUAGAAUUCUUAAUAAUUAUGAGAUUCGUCCAGGGAAGUUUAUUGGUGUCUGUGUGAGCUUGGAUAAUUGUAGAUUAUUUAUUGGAGCUAUUCCCAAGGAAAAGAAGAAAGAAGAAAUUUUGGAUGAAAUGAAGAAAGUUACAGAAGGAGUUGUAGAUGUCAUUGUUUAUCCAAGUGCAACUGAUAAGACCAAAAAUCGUGGUUUUGCUUUUGUUAAGUAUGAGUCUCACAGAGCUGCUGCUAUGGCUAGGAGGAAAUUAAUUCCAGGUACAUUCCAACUCUGGGGCCAUACCAUUCAGGUGGAUUGGGCUGAUCCGGAGAAAGAAGUUGAUGAGGAAACUAUGCAAAGAGUUAAAGUUCUCUUCGUAAGAAAUUUAAUGAUCUCAACUACAGAAGAAACAAUUAAAGGAGAAUUCAAUAAAUUCAAACCUGGUGCAGUUGAACGAGUAAAAAAACUUAGAGAUUAUGCUUUUGUUCACUUUUUCAACCGAGAAGAUGCAGUAGCUGCUAUGUCUGUUAUGAGUGGGAAAUGCAUUGAUGGAGCAAGUAUUGAGGUAACACUUGCAAAACCAGUAAAUAAAGAAAGCACUGGGCGCCAACACCUUAAUGGUCAGAUUAGCCCCAGUCCUGAAAACCUGAUUGUGUAUAUUAACAAAGAAGAGAACCACCCCAAAACUCUAGGGAAGGCACCAGCUCUCCCUGCUCGGCUCAACGGUCAUAGUCCAAGCCCCCCUGAAGUUGAAAGAUGCACUUAUCCUUUCUUUCCUGGGACAAAGCUUACUCCAAUUAGUAUGUAUUCUUUAAAAUCCAGUCAUUUUAAUUCUGCAGUAAUGCACUUGGAUUAUUACUGCAACAAAAAUAAUUGGGCACCACCAGAAUAUUAUUUAUAUUCAACAACCAGUCAGGAUGGGAAAGUACUCUUGGUAUACAAAAUAGUUAUGUAUUUAUUUACAGACUGCAGUUUCCGUCGCAGCUCAAUAAAUAGUCUUUCCCCUGUUAGUGCUACCCUCUCUUCUGGGAUUCCCAGCGUGCUUCCUUAUACUUCAAGGCCUUAUUCUUAUCCAGGCUACCCCCUGUCACUUGUUCAUGGCAGCCAUGUUGGACAACAACUAUUUAUCUCCAAUCAGGCCUCAUUCUUCUGAAGAAAACCUGUAAACCUUAGUACGAAAUUACUUUGUGUAAAGCAAGCAAAGUAAAAUACUGUUUUAUUUUAGAAUUGGAUUUGCACAUUUGGCUUUAAAAAUAAUAUAUUCCAACAUACUAAACGUCAACAAUAAUUCAGGAUAUCAGAGUCAUACAAUUUAUAAAAAUGCAACGUUUGAAAAGUUACUCAGUGAUUUGCAAACUGCUAUUGUUCUUAAACUUACGGAAUUUUCUUGUAAUUCCUGAGUGGGCAGUAGAUCCCAGUGGUUUAUUUUUUGUGUAACUUCUUUGCAGAAUUUUCACAUAUUAAGCCACUUGGAAACAAUAGUUAUACUAAAUUUGAAAACCAAGGAUCACUAUCUGUAUUGGAGAUUGGAACAAUUAUAUAUUAGGUAGAAAGAAAUGAUGAGACAAAAAGAUUAAGAUGCUAAUUUUGUGCAGUACUAAAGAUAACACAAUCUACCAUUGUGGUCCUUGAAAAUAGCUGUAAGUAUUUUAGUUAAUUAUUUGUUACAGAAAUAAAUUCUAAUUUUGCUGUUACAUAUUUAAGGAUUUUAUAGUUAUGCUUCAUUUGUGUUU
Molecule: messenger RNA, 2113 nt
Organism: Heterocephalus glaber (naked mole-rat)
Lineage: Eukaryota; Metazoa; Chordata; Mammalia; Rodentia; Bathyergidae
Source: RefSeq, a predicted model, not a curated record